AAACAAUACAACAAAUUAAUGGAAAUUUUAAUAAAUAAAAUUGUUCAAAUCAAUAUUUGUUUAUUAUUAAAAUACCGAAUGUAAUACAUAAUAUUUAAGCUAAAAUCAAUUAUAUAAAUUUAGUCUUCCAACAGGAGUAAACAAUAAAAGUCAUACACAGCGGCCGUCUUUAUAGAAAGCUAUAAAAAGGAACAACAAUAAAAUAACCUAUUCGAUAAUGAAGGUUUUAUAUCAAAUUUUUAGCAUCCUGGUGAUAGCAACAGCUGUUGCCGUUACCAAUGCAGCUAAAUAUUUGGCAAAUAAACCUGACUAUUUGACACCCUGUUAUCUACAGGAUCCCAACUUUAACACCUGUUUUACCAAAAACUUUCAAGUGCUUUAUACCGAGUGGAAGGAUGGUAUACCCGGUUUCAAGGCGGCUGGUACAUUUGAUCCUCUCUAUGUAAAACGUAUUGUUAUUACACAAGAUGCCAAUAGUCAAUUGGCUUUAAAUGCUGAUCUUUCCAAUGUUGUUAUAACUGGUACCAGUAAAAUGGUCGCUCAAGAAAUCAAAUUCGAUAUAAAAUCAUUAAGUUAUUAUGUUAAAUUAUUAGCACCAAAAUUACGUCUUGAUUUCGAUUAUAAACUUAAUGGACGUAUUUUAAAUUUACCUUUAAAAAGCAGUGGCAAGGCUUUUAUGGAAGUUGAUAAUUUUGUAAUGAUUCUUAAACUACAAGUUAAACUACGUGAUGAACAUGGUUUCACCUUUACCGAUAUAGAAAAAUUACAUCUGGAUAUUAAAGAUGUUGGCGGUUUUCAUGUAUAUUUCGAUAAUCUUUUUAAUGGUCAAAAAGAUUUAGAGGACAGUAUAAAUGGUGUGUUCAAUGAGAAUUGGCGUGAAUUUUAUCAAAUUGAAAGACCCGCUAUAACAAAAUCCGUUCAAGAGAUUAUGAAAGAUCGUCUAUCAAAGGUAUUCAGUUAUGUGCCAGGCAAUUAUUUCAUUGCUGAUAUACCAACUGCUGCUCAAUAUAAUGGUUAACGAUAGUUAUUGUCGUGAAUACAUAUUUUAAGAAUGAAAAAUAAUAUAAAAGUGAAAUAUUAAAAUAAUAAUUUUCGUAAAGAAAUAUUAAUUACAGGUUAUCAACCUAAUAUUUUAUAGACAAUUAAGUAAGUCUGAUUAAUUGCUAUUAUUUGAAAAAUUCUUAAAACAAGUUUUAAGAAGAUAAUAUUAAACAGCUGGUCUUAUAGUAUCUCACUUUCUUAUUAGAUUUAGCCCAUAUUUAUAACUAUUAACCGCAGUCAAGGUUAAUUUUAAAGGUAAUAGAGUUCAUUUGAGUAUCUGAACAAUAUUUAAAAUGUAUAAUAAAAGUAAAUUAAUUAUUAUACAUUAUA
Molecule: messenger RNA, 1371 nt
Organism: Lucilia sericata (common green bottle fly)
Lineage: Eukaryota; Metazoa; Arthropoda; Insecta; Diptera; Calliphoridae
Product: circadian clock-controlled protein daywake-like
Exons: 5
Coding region: 218-1018 (266 amino acids)
Source: RefSeq, a predicted model, not a curated record